CGAAAAUAUUGUCAGCAGCAGUGAAAACGUCAAGUUGUAGGUGUUGGAGCGGAGAUCAAUCGUUCGUAUUCUGCGACGCUGACAACGAAUCGUGGAUUCCAAGCUGUGAAAAAUAAGAAAUUUUUACAUUGGAAGAUAGAAAAAAAAGAGGCUCGAGAUCGCUGGUUCAUCGACUGGCACGUUUUUAACAAAGAUUAUAAACAAAAAUUACAAUGGACGAAGGAUUCGAUCCGUGCGAAUGCGUUUGGAGCAACUUGGCGGUGCAACGGCUUCUAUCGAUUUUACGUCAGACACAGACCGCCUGUACGGAAAAUGAAUGCUAUCCUACAACGAGGCUUCCCGGACCACAAAAUGAUCAACCGAGCACGGAUAUGUUCUUCUUGACGAUGAUAUUCGGCGUAGUUGCUCUACUUUAUGCCUUCAGGCCGAAUACUCUUCGUCGAAUGAGUAUCGAGGACACGAAACCUUUCGACAAUGCUCCUGGUUCGAACGAUGAUCCACCAGUUCCUCCUCCGGCAGCCAACUGAGAACGAACGAUUCUCCACUCGAUCCGGUGAUGAGGAUCUUAACGGGAGCUUCGAAAUAUUCGAAGUCAGCAAUCAUGGAUAACGAUACAGGAAUUAACGAGAAGAGAAAAAACUGAAAACAAAAGAAAACUGUGGGAGAGCGAGGGGAUGGGGCGGAAGGUUGAGGAGAGGCGUCGCGUGGAAAUAUCUGCUCAGUAAAAAGUAUUAAAAACCGAGAUACGAAAGCGAAAAAAGUAUAUAAAUAUGAAUCCGUAUAAGAUGAAGAUAAUCUCGAUAAUAAGCCGGGUAAAUGGUAGAUCUUAGAAACUUGGGACAUCCAAAAAGUGUUAAAUCAAUUGGUAUUCAAUUGGACUGAGUUCGUGAAUUUGAUUAGGCACGCAAUACGAAUGUGAUAUAAAAAUUUAGCGCGACUCAAGUCGCAUGCCCGUCGUUAAUGUUUUAUCUAAAUCGCAAUAAUUCGUAGCAAACGAGGAUAAACGAGUAAGGAAAUUAAGGAACUGAAGGUGAUGAAAUAACAUUGCUUUUCCUUAUAAUCAUACUAAAGUUUGGGUAGAGCAGCAACGCGCUCGACCGAUCGGAUGACACCAAGUGCUCAAACCGACGGUGAGACCGCUAGUACAAUUACGAAAUAACAUAUGAGCCUCCUUAUCUGAGUUGAAUAGUUGAAACACACAUUUUUAUAGCGGAUUGUCGAAAUUACUGUGAUUUCAAGAUUUUAAAAGGGAAGUGUCGAAUUCUAUGUCCAUUUGUAAAAGGGAAUUUAUGGAUAAUGAUUUCGUACUACUGUACAUUCCUGUAACAUUUUAACAAACAUUAAACAACAAGAAAAAGAAUACAAAUAAAAUUGGCAAUAACGAA
This is a messenger RNA of Venturia canescens, 1385 nucleotides long. Its product is annotated as small integral membrane protein 14. NCBI's taxonomy places the organism in Eukaryota, Metazoa, Arthropoda, Insecta, Hymenoptera, Ichneumonidae. The coding region runs from base 213 to 527 and encodes 104 amino acids. Gene Ontology annotation, cellular component: endoplasmic reticulum. The transcript has 5 exons. The record is from RefSeq and is a predicted model, not a curated record.